AUGUUAUCGGCGCCUACACCUAAACCCCACGCACCAGACAUCACUGCGGCAUACUCGGCUACUGCUACAGACAGCCCCGGUCAGGAUGCUUCAUCUGCCAGCGACGCCCAAGAUUCAUCACUGCAAAUCUGGCGCAAGCCUCUCACCAGGCAUUACACCACAUUGCAAGAGCAUGCCGACCAGACCUUGGGAACAGAAACAUCGGGACAGGACGGUGGUGCUGCCUCAAGGCACGACGCCAGGCGCGAAGGUUUCAGCUGGGGUCAACAGCCACAUAGCGGACACCACAGGCACAGUCAACACGCAAUGACAACAGAGCCCGACCGACCAAGGUCGCCUCCAUCCUUUGAAGAGAUCAUGAGACGAACUCACAUUGAUGAUGCUAACAUUCAAAACAAUAAACUUCGCCAUGUUGACAGUAUGGAGUCGGCCGGGCCAACCGCCAUUGGCCUAGUCGAGUCCUUUUCCAGCAACGAGAGCGACUACAAUGCUCAAGACCACCGCAGGUCUUCCAUCAUGGCCUUUGCAAAGGGAAUGACAAGACAUGUACCAGACUUUAGGAUACUGUACCCUCCACAGCAUAAAGAAGAUGAGCAAAGGCGAGAUUCGAGAGAAGAUGCCAUUUCAAAGCUACAGAAGAAAGACAGCAGUCUAUUCUUCGCUCACGAACCAUCUAUUAAUCCAAAUAGUGGCAAUGAGAAGUUCUCGAACUUGACCGUCGUGAUCGACGAGCAAUCAAGAGGGGUUGAAAAGCCCGUCAGAUCAGCAAACACACAGCCACCAGCAAACAGCGGGCUUCGGGCUCGCCGGAAAGUCGACCUCGACUUAUCGAUGCCCAAAAACGUUCCAGAUCUACCGGCUCGCAGCCAUUAUCCGGUCGAUAUGGCGGGCAAUCUGGCUGCCCCUCGUCCACGCAGUCCUAAAACACCAUGGAUUCGCAACCAGCAGCCAAGGUGGGAAUCGGACCGGAGAGCCAAGUCUUCACCAAUCGAGGAGGAAGAUGACAUGGGCGAUAAUAUCACAACGUUGAACCAUGACAACCACCGUGGCAAGGGCCUUUUGCCUGGUAACGACGUAUUGGACUCCUUGCAGCUACCAACACACGAACGGCCGCCAGCGAAGGUGAGGCACCGGCAUUGCAUUAGUCUUCCACUCCCGAAGAGAUCAAGAAAUGGUACAAAUACAAGCGAUUUGGAUGUAGCUCAGAUGCCGGGUGAAGGGUUGGCGCUAGCUGAUGAAAGAAUGCAAGCCCGUACUACGGCAGAUUUACAACAGGUGGCUCAAGACUCGAUGAAAUCCCGAAUGCGUCGGUGGAGAGAGCGAUACAUGACGUCCAGUGAGGAUGCAGCUCCGGCUUCUGGGACAGAACUUUCCAAACGUCGGCUAUCCAUGAAUCUUUUCAAACGCUCGAAUCGCCUUUCCGAUCAAGCCGCCCUAGAAUUGUCAAACGAAAAGACAGGCUCGACUGAUCCUACAAGCCACAACAACCAAGGCCAAUACCCGUCGCCGUCGCUGGCAAAUAUCCCAGUUCCACCCGCAUUCAUCCCACCCGGUUUAAGUCGAGUGCCAACACCACCCCUGUACGAUGCCAACGGCGAACUCAAAGGGAAAUUGGCAGACUUCCUCUUCGACUUCCAAAACGGCAGUGCAAAAGGUGCCCGCAAAAAACCACUCUCCGGUUCCGAAGGCUACUGGGACUCCGACGCCCUCUUAAUGAGCCUGUCCACCGGCAUCGCCAAAAAAGAAGACGACGAAGACGACGAAGGCCCAGAAGGUCCCCUCCGUAAUGCCCUCCGCUCCCGCUCCAUCUUUGACAAAACAGCCAACCACAACCACCAACGUACCCACAGCACCCACGGCUUCUUAGGCGUAAAACCCCCACUCAGCCCCUCGCUCGCUGCCAACUCACCCAUGCUUGGCCACGACGGCUGGUACCGCGUCAACCACGAAGACGACGCUGAUUUGCGCGACUCACACACUGUGGCUGCGUUGGCACGCCAGGAGGAAGAGGAGCGCAGGAAAUUCGAGUGGUUGGUUCCUGAACAUCUUCCUAAUAGCCCCUUAUGCCCGCUGCACGACAAGUACGUGGGGCCCAGUCAGGGCUUGUGCUACUGGCAUGGACGGAGGAGUGGGGCGGAGAUUAGAGAAGGUGAGUAUGCGAGGCCGGAGAGUUGGGGUGGUGGUAGUGCGGUAGGAGGGGAUUACAUGGGUGCGGGGAGUGGGAGUGUGGUGGGAGAUGGGAUGAGGUUGUCGCCGGGGAUUUCGACGCCGGUGGCGAAGGAGACAAAGAGGAGACGACUGGUUAGUUUGUCGAGUCCUUGA
This is a messenger RNA of Bipolaris zeicola 26-R-13, 2322 nucleotides long. RefSeq lists its product as uncharacterized. The transcript has a single exon. Bases 1 to 2322 code for a protein of 773 amino acids. Lineage: Eukaryota; Fungi; Ascomycota; Dothideomycetes; Pleosporales; Pleosporaceae. The record is from RefSeq and is a predicted model, not a curated record.